AUGAAGGCAAUUACCUUGGCUACCUUGGCCGUUUCGGCGCUCCUCUCUGGAGCUUCGGCCAAGGAGAUCGCACCCAGUGAACUCGUCUCUGAGAUUUACGACAGCGGUGUCAUCCACAAGGAUCUCAUGGCCCGUAAGAAGGCAUCAUGGGAUCGCCAAAGAGAGGCUGGAGAGAUGGAGUCGACCAAGUACACGAGCCGCCUCGCUGAGGAGGGCCCCGUUUCUUGCGUUAACGGUGUUGCCGAGGUCAUCCCUGGCGAUGCCAACAACACUUUUAAGUGCAACAAGGUCGACUUCUACGACUUCAAGAGCCACUCCGACCUUGGCUCUACCGCCGGCGAGGGAUCUUCUUCCUGGGGUUGGACCAGCCCCGACGGUCGCGAGUUUGCCAUUAUUGCUCAGGCUGAUGGUGCCGCCUUCGCUGAGAUCACCUCUGCGGGCAAGCUCGUCUACCUCGGUCGCCUUCCGCAGUACUCUACCCAGUCCAUCUGGCGUGAACUCCGUGGAUACAAGAACUACGUCGUCAUCGGCAGUGAGGCCUCCCGCCAUGGUGUCCAGAUCUUCGAUCUGACCAAGCUGUUGGACAUUGACCCCGCCAGCCCGGUCACCUUCAGCAACUCCCGUGACCUUACCGGCUACUGGAACGGCCUUCCCGCCGGCUCCACCCACAACAUCGUCAUCAACGAGGAGAAGCAGUACGCCGUUGCUGUCGGCGCCCAGCCUCGUUCCAGCGCCUGCCGCUCCGGGCUGAUCUUCAUUGACCUCAGCGACCCCGCCAACCCUACCUCCCCGGGUUGCGCCGCUGGUGACGGUUACGUCCACGAUGCUCAGUGCCUCGUCUACCGUGGCCCUGAUGAGAAGUACUUCGGCCGUGAUAUCUGCUACGGUUACAAUGAGGACACUUUGACCAUCUACGAUGUCACCAACAAGAACGAGACCAACAUCAUUUCUCGCACCUCUUACGAGGACACCCACCAGGGUUGGGUCACCAACACAGAGUGGCAGGAGUACCUCGUCCUCGACGACGAGUACGAUGAGGUUGAUGCCACCGGUCCUGCUGCUAGCGGUUACCCAAUUACCUACUUCUGGGAUAUCAGAUCUCUUGAGGCUCCUAAGCAGACUGGCUACUACCGCAGCGAGGCUUACGGCAUCGAUCACAACCAGUUCGUCAUCGACGGCCUUGCCUUCCAGAGCCACUACGGUGCCGGUCUCCGCAUUCUCGACGUCUCCUCUCUUCCCGAUGACCCCACCGGAGGCGGCGUUUCCGAGGUUGGAUUCUUCGAUAUUUACCCCGAGAACGACAACGAGCCCCUUGGAGGAUCCAUUGACUUCGUCGGCACCUGGUCUCACUACCCUUACUUCAAGAGUGGCCACAUUCUGAUCAACACGAUCGAGCGUGGCGCCUUCGUUGUGAAGCGCUCUGCAUGA
Colletotrichum scovillei is the source of this 1428-nucleotide messenger RNA. RefSeq lists its product as uncharacterized. The record is from RefSeq and is a predicted model, not a curated record. The transcript is spliced from 4 exons. NCBI's taxonomy places the organism in Eukaryota, Fungi, Ascomycota, Sordariomycetes, Glomerellales, Glomerellaceae. The coding region runs from base 1 to 1428 and encodes 475 amino acids. Gene Ontology annotation, cellular component: extracellular region.